Molecule: messenger RNA, 2812 nt
Organism: Aegilops tauschii subsp. strangulata
Lineage: Eukaryota; Viridiplantae; Streptophyta; Magnoliopsida; Poales; Poaceae
Source: RefSeq, a predicted model, not a curated record
AUGGCUUCUCCUCAUUUGUUCUUGUGCAUCCUCCUGGUCGUAUUUGGGAGCUACCUUUCCACCAUUUCUGCUGCAGGCGACGCUCAUUUCAGACACAAGAUGUCUGCUCCACCUCCACAUCCACAGGUACGUACGAACGUACAGUAUGACACUCGGAUGUUUCUUUCAGUGACGCCGCGGCCAAACCGCGCCGGCGCCGCUGUGCCGCUGGUGCAUAGGCACGGACCCUGCGCCAAGUCACCGUCCACCGACAAGCCAUCAUCUUUUGCUGAGGCGCUUCACAGAAGCCGCGUCCGCGCAGACUACAUCAUGAGCAGAGCACUGAGGGGGAGGGGCACCACCACCACCAUGGAGGGCAAGGUGAGCAUCCCGGCGCACCUGGGCACCUCCGUGGACUCCCAGGAGUACGUGGUGACGUUGGGUCUGGGCACGCCGGCCGUGGAGCAGGUCCUCCUCAUGGACACCGGCAGCGACCUGUCGUGGGUGCAGUGCGCGCCAUGCAACUCCACCGACUGCUAUCCUCAGAAGGAUCCUUUGUUCGACCCGCGCAAGUCCUCCACCUACGCACCCAUCCCCUGCGGCUCCAACGUCUGCAAGAGCCUCCAGUCCAACCACUUGAACAAUGGCUGCAGCAUGAACGGCAAUGGCACCCAGUCCCAGUGCGGGUAUCGAGUCGAGUACGGAGGAGGUUUAAAGACCAGGGGCGUGUACAGCAACGAGGCGCUCACGCUGGCCCCCGGCGAAGUGGUCAAGGACUUCCAUUUCGGCUGCGCAUACAAGCAGCGCGGCGCCGACGACAAGUCCGACGGCCUGCUCGGGCUCGGCGGGGCGCCCCAGUCGCUCCCGGUCCAGACCUCCGCCCUCUACGGCGGCUCCUUCUCCUACUGCCUCCCGCCGGUGAGCAGCGGCACCGGGUUCCUUGCCCUUGGCGCGCCCAGCAACACCUCGGACUUCUCAUUCACGCCGAUGACUGACUUCAUGGAUGACGGAACCUCCUACCUGGUGAAGCUCACCGGUAUCAGCGUCGGCGGGAAGCAGCUCCGCAUCCCACGGAAGGUGUUCGAGGGGGGCCUGAUCGUGGACUGCGGCAAUAUCAUUUCACAUCUGCCGUCGACGCCCUACGCUAAACUGCGGUCCGCGUUCCGGGCGGCCAUGGCGGCUUACCCGCUCAUCCCGAGCGACGACGACGACACAUGCUACAACUUCACCGGAUACAGCGAUGUUACCGUGCCCAAGGUCGCACUCACGUUCACCGGCGGCGUCACGGUCGACCUCGAUGUCCCCAAUGGGGUUCUGUUGGAUGGCUGUCUGGCCUUCACCGAGUCCGGGUCAGACGGUUACGUCGGGUUCCUCGGCAAUGUCCAAAUGAGAACGUUGGAGAUGUUGUACGACGCUAGGGGUGGUGGACUCGGAUUCCGGGCAGGUGCGUGCUGACCCCUCAAGCUAUAUCUCAAUCGGGAGCUAGCUUGCCAAAAACUAAGAUCGGUUUGCUGUUAUUAACUUCUCGACUGCUCCACAGUGGGUGCCCCGUGUCCGAUCAUCCCGUCGCUGUUAUUUUCCGUUUUUGUCCAAUUCUAUCUUGAUGUCAUUUGUAAUCUGUUCUAUCUACUUAAAAAAAUGUAACGUUUCAUCUUUCACUUUUUUUCCCUUUCGUCGAACCUUUCUCGUAUGAUAAUCAAUCAUAUUAAUUUCUUACCUUUUGAACCAAUUUCACUUUAAUUUACUUAUCAAAAUUCUCAUCAAACUAUAAGGUAAAUCACAUGCAUAAUUUAAUAAAUAUUUACUUACACAAUCGUCAAUAUGGGAAGAUAAAUCAUAAACUAACGUAUUAGAAUAUUUAUACCCCAUUGCAAUUGUUCUAGUAAGAGGAUAUAAUGUAAUAACUCCUCUACAUUUUUAAACUUUGCAACUAAGCAAAUACAUCAUAUGAAAUACCUUGAAUCUACCUUAAUGGUACAUAUAAUUAAUGGUACAAUCCUAUACUAUGUCAAUGCAAGUAAAGUAGUACUCCCUCCGUUCCAAAAUAGAUGACUCAACUUUGUACUAACUUUAGUACAAAGUUGAGUCAUUUAUUUUGCAACGGAGGGAGUAUAUCAUAUCCAAAUCCAUCCUAUUAUUAUUACAUAUAAAAAAUACUUGAUGGGAUCACUAGAAAAAAGAUAAAUAACUUUAAAAAGUCCCACAAUAAUUAAAAACAUCUAGCCUUUAAUCCGGUGGGCCUAUUUUCGUCAAUGUACUAGAACCUUCAGUAGAUCUUCAUAAUCCAGGUGACCCGUACCUUACGCAGCAAAAUCACAAUAAACCUCAUAGGCCAAGACGCCAAGUGUACCCUCCACCCUACCCACAAAAAUAACAACCAAUCUCGAUCAUAGUAGGUUGGACCAUCCAACGUACAUCUACACUCAACUCCCAAUCCAAAAAGGUUGGACCAUCCCAGGAUUAGAAAGAAAAAGAAAUCUGAACAUCACACGUGUGAAAAAAAAUAACACUAAUGUUCCUAGAAAAAAAAUCAAAAACAUGUGUAAAAGGGUACAAUCUCUCGACAAUCACACAUGACCAAACUCUCACGAGUCUGUACAAAGAUACAACCUCCAAACAAAACCAAACUAGUAGAUAAGACCUCUCGGCAUCCAAACAACCUUUCUUCCCACCAUGCAAACAUGAUCAACUCAGCCAUCCUAAAAUACGUUCUCCAGGCAAUGCUUCGACCAACUCAAAGAUUCAUUGUCCUCUAGAUUUCAAAGUACCCCUUCUAAAUCAUCAUCCAAUGGAGUCAACAAGUGGCACUUUGGCAUUGUCUUCCUGUAGUGGU